Molecule: messenger RNA, 1037 nt
Organism: Telopea speciosissima
Lineage: Eukaryota; Viridiplantae; Streptophyta; Magnoliopsida; Proteales; Proteaceae
Product: L-ascorbate peroxidase 2, cytosolic-like
Exons: 9
Coding region: 36-788 (250 amino acids)
Biological process (GO): cellular response to oxidative stress; hydrogen peroxide catabolic process; response to reactive oxygen species
Molecular function (GO): heme binding; peroxidase activity
Source: RefSeq, a predicted model, not a curated record
UUUUGAGUUUUGAUAGGUUUUAAGAAAUCGAAACCAUGGUAAAGGUCUACCCUACCGUGAGUGAGGAGUACCUGAAGGCUGUUGAGAAAUGCAAGAGGAAGCUCAGAGGACUCAUUGCUGAGAAGAACUGCGCUCCAAUUGUUGUUCGAUUGGCAUGGCACUCUGCUGGGACCUUCGAUAUCCACACAAAGUCCGGAGGUCCUUUUGGAACAAUGAGGCACGCCGAAGAGCUUGCUCAUGGGGCAAACAGGGGUCUCGAAAUUGCCAUCAGGCUUAUUGAGCCUAUCAAGGAGGAGUUCCCCAUCCUAUCUUACGCAGAUUUCGUUCAGUUGGCUGGAGUUGUUGCCGUGGAAGUGACCGGAGGACCUGAAAUUCCUUUCCAUCCCGGUAGAGAGGACAAGCCACAUCCACCUCCAGAAGGCCGUCUUCCUGAUGCCACCAAGGGUUCGGACCAUUUGAGGGAUAUCUUUGGACACAUGGGUUUUAGCGAUAAGGAAAUUGUUGUUCUUUCUGGUGCCCACACCCUGGGAAGAUGCCACAAAGAGCGCACUGGGUUCGAAGGACCCUGGACCAGCAAACCGCUCAUCUUCGAUAACUCUUACUUCGUGGAACUGCUUGAGGGAGAGAAGGAAGGCCUUCUACAGCUGCCAACCGAUAAGGUCCUUGUAGAAGACCCAGCCUUCAUCCCAUAUGUUGAGAAAUAUGCUGCGGAUGAGGACUUGUUCUUUGCUGAUUACGCUGAAGCCCAUCAGGCGCUUUCUGAGCUUGGGUUUGCUGAUGCAGAGUAAAAGUCUAAUAGCAAUAUUGGGACAGUGGACUUGUGCGUCUUUUCAUAUUUUUUUUGAUAUUGAAUUUCUAGUUUAGGUGGUUGGGCGAAUAUUGUUGGGGUGGUUUUGGUUAUACCGAUUUGGUAUUAUCCUUUUUCUGGGCCUGCAGAUGAAUAUGUACUGUGUCUUUGCAUUGUCGUCGCCAUUAUCAGGUUAAAUAAGAAAGAAAGUGGCAGCAAUAUAAUCAAUAUUGAAAGUUUGGUUUGGUGA